AUGGCGGGCAAAAGUGGGAUCGCCCGUCAACUCGAACGAGUGCGACCAAAAUUUGACCAAGAAUUGGAUAUUAACAAAGUAUUUCCUCGCUUGCUCAGAAGAGGAAUUUUCUCUGUGUCAGAAGAAAAGAGAAUUCUUGAACCGACAGUUCCUCAAAGAAGGAUAGAUGUUCUUUUGGAUAUUAUAUCGAAAAAAGAUCGCAAUGUUUUUGUUGAGUUUUGCAAAACUUUAGAGGAGUGUGAUCCACAUUUGUUGACUGUGAUCGUGUUAGAUACCCUGCAAGAAAACGAGGAAGAGAACCCACCCACACAAGCUCUGCAACUGGGCUUUGAAAUCGCUCUCAAGGAAAGAGAUGCAGUUCUCCGUGAGAAUGCCAAGGCUCAAGAAGAGCGGGACCAGGUCAUAAGACAGUUGGAACAAGUGAAAAAUGAAAGAGAUUUGGCUUUGCUCAGUCUGGAAAACAUAGCUGGCAAACACGGGCAUUCACAAGACAAACAUUUGGUCUCCAGCUCACAAACUCUGCCUAGAAUCAAAAAUAUGAAGGACAUGUCCCCUGCUGCAGAGGCAGGUCAAGCAUUUGAAGAGACCAACCCUAAUGUAGUUUGGGAGACUCACAAUGUCAGGUUGCAGAAGGCCCCAACGUUUGGGUUUGGCAUUGCUGUCAGUGGAGGGCGGGACAGUCCUCAUUUUGCCAAUGGCGACCCGUCUGUAGCCAUUUCUGAUGUCCUCAAGGCUGGUCCUGCUGAGGGAAAAUUGCAAAUAAAUGAUCGGAUCGUAAGUGUCAACGGUAUCCCCUUGGACAACGUGGAUCACAACACUGCCAUUACCGUGCUGAGGGAUUGUGGAAACAUAGUCAACCUGGUUGUGAGGCGAAGAGUUUUGCUGCCUAGCUCACCAGUGGAAAGAUCUAGCCCUCCAUUCAGGAUCAAUCUGAGCAAAACGAACAAAAAAGACGAUUUUGGUAUUGUGCUGGGUUGCAAACUAUUCAUUAAGGAGAUAGUUCAGCAGUCACUAGCUUCCCAGGAAUCUGCUUUGAAAAAAGGACAAAUUGUUUUAAAGAUCAAUAACACACCUGUAGAAAAUCUCUCUUUGGCGGAGGCAAAGAAACUCAUAGACAAAACCCGUGACAAGCUCCAGUUGGUUGUCCAAGAGGAGGGAGGCUAUACUAGCUCUUCAUUUGCUUCCCCAGCUGCUGUUGCUAAUGAUGUUGUUUGGGAUAAAAGUGAUGUCAACAUCUACAGAGCAGGGACACGCUUGGAAGAAGAGUUAUAUGUGAGAGAUCCAACGUCUGGAGUGCAGCAUGCGGUCCCUCCUGGCGCUUAUCCCAACUCGGAGAACACAAGAUAUGAUGGCCACUAUGUUCUAGACAACGAUCUGCCAACAGUGUCUACCUUGCCGCGAAGUUUUGAAACCAAUGUCCUACAUCAGCAAGAGGAUAUGAAAUCUUUCCCACCUGUCAGCCAUGAUGGUUACUAUAGCGAUCAAGGAGGCACAUGGCCAGGCCCUGGGGAGCUUCCCCUGUGGCAGAGGUCUGGGGAUUAUGUUGAUGAGGCAUUCCCUAGGAGGAUAAUUAAUGAUUUAGAUCCCCGAAGUGUAAGCUUUCCUAAAGACAAACAGACAGGGCUGGGUUUAAGACUUGCAGGUGGAAAUGCCACAGGAAUCUUUAUUGCCAGUGUUCAGCCUGGAAGUGCAGGAGAGAGAGAAGGACUUGUGGAAGGCGAUCAGAUCAUUCUGGCCAAUGAGAAGGAGAUCACAGGGAUGACUCGUGAGGAAGCUGUCCAUUUCCUGACCAGUCUUGAGGGGCAGGUGACACUGGUGGUACAGUACAGAAAGGAAGAAUACGAUCGAAUCAUGGCAAGUCAUGAGGCAGGAGAUUCUUUCUAUAUCAGGACUCACUUCAACCACACUGCCACAGACAUCAAUGAGCACUCCUUCAAGAUUGGUGAUGUUUUUCAUGUCAAGGACACGCUGUUUCGGGGCAUUGGUGGUGCUUGGUUAGCUCUCAGUGUUUCAGAGGACUUCAUUGAACAGAAGAAAGGAACCAUUCCAAAUAGCAAAACUGCUGAGGUUCUGAGACAACAGCAGAAAGAAGACGGUGACAAGGAGAACUUCCCAAACAGAGGAAGGGGCAGUUUGUUCAAGAGGAAGUCCACCUCACGCCGUGUCAAGUCACUGGGAAAGGAUCACUGGGAUGAGGUGAUUUUCGCCGGACUUAGCACCAGAUUUCCAGCCUAUGAACGUGUCGUCUACAGAGACCCUGGAUUUGUGAGACCUGUUGUUAUAUUUGGAGCUAUUGCUGACAUUGCCAGAGAGAGGCUGUUGGCAGAGUACCCAGAUAAAUUUUACUUCCCCCAGAUGGACAAGUCCACAGAUCAUGGGGAGAAAAAAGACAAGACCACAAUUAUACGACUGAGCUCCAUACAAGAAGCCAUCACACAUAGGAAACACUGUCUCCUGGAUGUCACCCCUCACAGUGUGGACAGACUCAACUACGCCCAGUACAACCCCAUUGUCAUCUUUCUGAGGGCAGAGAGCAAACAGGCAGUUAAAGAUGUCAGGGGCCGCUGGAAAACAGCAGCCAAAAGUGUUCGGAAAUUGUUGGAGCAGAGCGAAAAAAUUGAGAAGGAAUAUCCCCACCUCUUCACAGGCCAGUUGAAGCACAUGGGCACUGACGCUUGGUUUCCCAAACUUUGUGAGAUGAUUGACUCGCAGCAGAGGCAGCAGAUUUGGAUGUCGGAGAAACAG
Molecule: messenger RNA, 2745 nt
Organism: Candidula unifasciata
Lineage: Eukaryota; Metazoa; Mollusca; Gastropoda; Stylommatophora; Geomitridae
Source: the annotation of a GenBank genome assembly